Molecule: messenger RNA, 4824 nt
Organism: Trichoderma aggressivum f. europaeum
Lineage: Eukaryota; Fungi; Ascomycota; Sordariomycetes; Hypocreales; Hypocreaceae
Exons: 6
Coding region: 1-4824 (1607 amino acids)
Biological process (GO): regulation of translational initiation by eIF2 alpha phosphorylation; DNA damage checkpoint signaling
Cellular component (GO): nucleus; cytoplasm; cytosol
Molecular function (GO): ATP binding; protein binding; eukaryotic translation initiation factor 2alpha kinase activity
Source: RefSeq, a predicted model, not a curated record
AUGGCGUGGAAAACACCCAGGAUACUGACGUCGCCGUCGACAAACUCCAAGGAUGACUCAAGCUUUCCGGGCCUCAAGCCCCCCGGUCCGGAUGCAACGACCAAGAUUGAGUAUGAAGAGCUCCAGAGGAACGAGAUUUUUGCCCUAGAAGCCAUUUAUGGAGAUGAUUUCAUCCAGCACACGGCGGCGCACAGCGCCUGGAAGAAGUCCGACCCGUCUUUCGACAUACGAAUAAAAGCCCCGAGUGAUGAAGACUUUGCUGUUACUGUUGGCUUUACUAUCACGGCGACGUAUCCAAAGACACCGCCGCUUUUGACCCUCAAGGGCCAGAACUACCUUCGAGAGGUCACCGGGUUCAAGAUUCAGAAGUUUUUGGAAACACAACCGAAGAUUUUUGCCAAAGAAGCAGAAGAGAUGGUCUACAAGAUUGUUGAGGGUAUUCAAGAUAUCCUCGAGGAUGCUGCACAGGCCAAGGCGUCCGGUAAACAGCUGCCAUCGCUGGAAGAAGAGCGUGAUAGACAUGAAGCGGCCUUGGCAAAGCAGGCGCUGGCGCAAAAGGAGAAGAAGAAGCGCCUCGAAGAAGAGGAGAUGAAGGAAAAGGAAAAGGCAGCUGCUGAAGAAUUACAACAAGAGCUUCAGCGACAGAAACAAAAGGCGAGAGAGUCAAAGUUCAGCCGACGCACAAAUGGCUUGAGCCCCCACCGGCCAUCCUCCUCCUCGAUUUCGAACGGCGAGACGAUUGAGUUUGAUCAAUUUUGCACCGUAACUGAUCGCAUGGGGAAUGUUUUGACGUUCAGAUCUGUCACGGGCAAAUCUGACCCUCGUAGCGGAGAGGCUUCCACCGUUUAUACCGUCCGUCCGGUCCUCUCCAAUGGCCAAGGAAACCAGUUAUUAGCGUUGAAGGAGGCUGUCUUGCGUCCAAGUGGUAAAGAUCAGAAAGACUUUAAGAAGCAGCUGCAGUCUUUGGAAUCACGGCUGCAGGAUCUCAAAAUUGGGAACAAGAUUCACCACCGACAUCUCGUCGACAUUCUUGAUUUCAAGGUCGAGAGUGGUGCCGCCGCUGAUCGCACCGCAUCCAACACGUGGACGGUGAGGAUACUGAGCCCUUUGGCUGAGAGAGGCUCGCUUGAGGAAUUGCUGGAGCUAGCAGGCCAUCUCGAGAUAGCAAAAGUUCGAUCUUGGACAAGAGAUCUCCUGGAUGCGCUAAACUUUCUGCACAACAAGAACAUUGCGCAUCAAAACAUUCACCCGGGGAACAUCCUUCUCUUUAGGGAAUCUACUGGCGAAAUCGUACCAAAGAUAUCUGAUGCCUCGUAUCAGAGAGAGAUCCAUAACCUCAGCUCUAAGAAGCAAGGUCCCAUUGGGCUCACCACCGCAAAAUCUGCGUAUUGGCUGCCGCCUGAGAUUGCGGCAGCAUCCAAGCCUGUAUAUACAUCCAAGGCUGAUAUAUGGGACUUUGGUAUUGUUUUCGUACAGAUGGUCUUUGGGUUGGAUGUGCUUCGCAAGUAUUCCUCUCCCAAAAAUCUGAUGGAAUCGUUGAUGCUCUCCCAACCCCUCCAAGAGCUAGUCGGCCGCUUCUUCAAAGACGAUAGGCAGAAAAGGCCGAGAGCGUUUGAGCUUGGUGCUAGUGAGUUUCUUGCGACAGAUGCUCCUGUCCUGUUUGAAGAUAGUUCUGCUAUGCUGUCCCACACCCCGUCCAUCAAUUCUUUGCAAGCCCUUCCCGUGAGGCUCAGGCGAGAUUCAAUGAAUAGAUCAACAGCCGUCUCUCGGUACACGGAAGAUUUUGUUGAAGAGGGAAGACUUGGUAAGGGCGGGUUUGGUGAAGUGGUCAAGGCUAGGAAAAAGCUGGAUGGGCAGAUAUAUGCCAUCAAAAAAAUCACACAGCGCUCACAGACAAGCCUUACGGAAAUUCUCAAGGAAGUCCGUCUGCUCUCACAGCUUAGCCAUCCUGCAGUUGUACGGUAUUACAACACCUGGGUCGAGGAAAUCCCUGACUCAACAGACACCGAGGGUGAAACGUCCACCGAUGAUUACACAGAGGAUACCCGAGACACGGGCAACGAAUCCGCUGGCAUUGAUAUCCAGUUCGCUACAAGCACUGGUGGCCUGGAUUUUAUUUCGUCCAAUGCUGGGGUGGAAUUUGACUACGAUUCUGAUGAGGACGAGGAUGAGGAUGACCAUGAUUCUUCCGAUGAAGAAGAAGACGAUGAUCAAAGUUCUAUCAUAGACUCCGUUGGUCAUCGCGAAAAGCUUCAUGAGAAGGAGAGGCUGGCUGUCCUGCAGCGGCGCGCUCGAAUGCACCGAUCUUAUCGAACUGUUCUCUACAUCUCCAUGGAGUACUGCGAGAAGCGAACUUUGAGAGAUCUUAUCGCACGCAAGCUGUAUAAAAAUACUCCCGAAGUGUGGCGACUAUUUAGACAGAUUCUGGAGGGCUUGGCGCACAUUCAUUCGUUAAGCAUUGUUCACCGCGAUCUCAAGCCGGAGAACAUAUUUAUUGCAAGCAGUGCCGACGGUGUGGAUAAUGUCAAGAUUGGCGACUUUGGGUUGGCAACCAGUGGCCAAUUUUCCGUGGAUCGAGCCACUGUCAGCGGCUAUGAGGCAGAUGACAUGACGAGAAGUAUUGGAACAGCCUAUUACUCUGCCCCCGAAGUGAGAUCUGCAUCCAACGGGAUGUAUAGCACUAAAGUCGACAUGUAUUCCCUCGGAAUCAUUUUCUUUGAGAUGUGCUAUUUGCCUAUGAUGGGCAUGCAAAAAGCCGAUGUCCUCGGGCAGCUUCGACGUCCUGUCCCCGUUCUCCCCUCAGAUUUCCGCCCCCCUGAAAAGACGCAAACAGAGAUUGUGCUCUCGCUGGUCAACCACAACCCCAAAGAACGACCAUCCAGUGCCGAAUUGCUUAAGAGCGGUAAAUUGCCAGUCCAGAUGGAGAGCGAGACCAUUAGGAGGACUUUGGCUGGUCUGGCGGACCCCAAUUCACCGUAUUACCAGAAAAUGUUGUCGACGCUGUUUGCACGGCCCGUGGAGGCGGCCAAGAAUUUCGCGUGGGACAUGAACGGCACCACACCUAGUUCCGCCGAGCUUCUGAACCAAAGCAUUGUCAAGAAUGCGCUGGUGGCCAUUUUUCGCCGCCACGGAGCCCUCGAAGCAACACGAACUUCGAUAUAUCCCAAGACGGUGCACCAGGCUGACAACGCCGUCCGACUCCUUGAUUCUAACGGCACCGUUCUCCAGCUUCCUUAUGAUCUUACGAUGGGACACGCUCGAAUGUUGGCAAAACACUCGCAAACUCCUCCACUGCAGCGCACCUUUACGUUUGGCAGCGUGUUUAGAGAUAAGCAAGAUACGGGACAGCCUCAGAUGUUUGGUGAGGUGGAUUUCGACAUCGUCACGAUCGACACGCUGGAUCUGGCAUUGAAAGAGGCCGAGGUCUUGAAGGUCCUGGAUGAGAUUCUUCAUACGUUUCCAUCCUUGUCUGCAUCACAGAUGUGCUUCCACAUCGGACACUCCGACAUCCUUCAACUCAUUUUUGAGCAUUGUGGUAUUCCAACUUCUUCUAGAAGGGCAGCAGCAGAUGUCUUAUCCAGGUUGAACAUUCACAACCAUACGUGGCAGAAGAUUCGAAUGGAGCUUCGAUCUCCUGCUGUGGGUAUAUCGGCUACUAGUAUUGACGAACUUCAGCGUUUCGAUUUCCGAGACACACCAAACAAAGCGUUUGCAAAACUCAAGCUCGUUUUUGAAGGCAGUGAUAUGUACCAGCGGGCCGCGUCGACAAUAGCGCAUCUCAAGGAGGUAGUCGAGUAUACCAAACGAUUGGGCGUCUCCACCAAAAUCUACAUAAACCCUCUCAACAGUCUCAAAGAAGGCUUUUAUAUCGGUGGCAUCCUGUUCUCUUGCAUCUACGAUAAGAAAGCCAAAGAUGUGUUUGCCGCCGGUGGCCGGUAUGACCACUUGAUCAGCGAGCAACGCCCCAAGAUUGGAGGACAAUUUGAAAAACGCCAUGCCGUCGGAUUCAGCCUGGCUUGGGAAAGGUUGGCAAAAACGCCAAAAUCAGGCGGCUAUUCGUUCUUGAAGAAAAGCGAAGAAGACGUGAGCAGCAUAUUCAGCAGUAAACGCUGCGAUAUUCUGGUGGCAAGCUUUGACGCAGCAACCCUUCGAUCCUCUGGUAUUGAGGUGCUGCGGCUACUCUGGUCACACGAUAUAAGUGCAGAACUUGCUAGAGACUCAAGGUCUCCGGAAGAUCUCAUGUCAAAACAUCGGGAUGAGAGCUAUUGUUGGAUAAUCAUCAUCAAGCAAGAUUCUAUGCUGAAAAUUAAAACUGUAGGAAAGAAAGAUGUGCCGGAUGUGGAUCUACCCAUGGCGCAGCUCCUUUCCUGGCUAAGACCUGAGAUACGAGAGCGAGAUAGCAAAGCCGCAGCAAAGUUUCGCGGAACGCCCGAGCCUGCAACGCAAGGCGAGAAAGAUCACGAACAGGAAGUCAAAAUCAUGGUUGCCCAAACCAAGAGCAAGAAGUUCAAUCGGCGCACAGUAGUGGAACAAGCACAAGUCACCGCGGCCGCGCUGAUGGACUCGUUCCUCGAAGGUCCCAUCCUGGCCGUUGAAACCAGCGACCACCUAAUGGAGCUUGUACAGAGCACAAACUUGUCGGACCCUGAAAGCUGGCGGAGGGCUGAACAUGGCGUGGCAACGUCGGAGAAGAAGAAUGUCCGUGAAAUCCAUGAUCAACUCGACACUUGGAGGUACAAGUAUGAAAAGAAGGGCGGCUCAAAGCAUUCGUUCUUGUACAAUUUCCGGUCAGGGACUUGCAUGUACUACGAUUUAUCUGGUUGA